AUGAAUGAUUCAUUGUCAAAGAUUACUUCUAUGAUAGAGUCGGCAAAGGACUUGUCGAUUGAAGCGGCAAUGUCGGCAUCGGCUCGCCUUAUCGAUUCGACGAAUGCCCCACGUCCACAAGAAAUCUCUUCACUACUCAACUCAAGAUCGAAUAGAGAUAUUCUGAAUGGUAUGAAAUGCGUCAUUGGAUUAAUUGCCAAAGGAGAAGAUGGAUUGCCAUACUUUGCUGACGUAGUGAAGAACGUCACUAAUGACAAUGCCAAGGUCAAACAAUUGGUGUUCAUUUACUUGACCAAGUAUGCGGAUGCGCAAGCAGAUACUGCAUUGCUUGCAAUCAACUCGAUACAAAAAUCGCUUAAUGAUAAAACUCCGUCAAACAGAGCUAAUGCGAUAAGAUCGUUAGCGGGAAUUAAAAUUAGUUCUAUUGUGCCAAUACUUGCAUUGAGCUUAAAACGAACUGCGACAGAUCCAUCUCCACAAGUUCGGGCUGCUAGUGCUAUGGCCAUAGGGAAAGUUUAUGCAAUAUCUGGCAAAUCAAAAAAGCAGAUGUAUGAAAUUUUGGGAACAUUGUUGGCCGAUAGUGAUGUCAUUGUUGUGUCAGCUGCUAUCAAGUCGUAUUUCAAAAUUUUUCCAAAUAUACGCGGCGAAACGAAGAAUUGGAAAUUUAUUCAUGGGAACUUUAGGAGGAUCUGUUCAUUGUUGUCGAAGUUUGACGAAUGGGCCCAAGUUUAUGCCAUUGAUAUUUUGACGUUGUAUUGCCGAAAAUUCAUUGCAAAACCAUCCGAGAACAAAAUUGACCCAGACUUGAGCUUGCUUGUACAAUCGUUAGAGCCUUUGAUAUCUUCGGUUUCAGAUAUGGUUAUCCUCACUGUCGUGAGAGGCAUUUACCUUUUAGCACCUUGGCACUUGACCAAUAUGGAUAUAAUUCUUACUCGCAUAUCGACAUCCACUAAUGACACAACAACUAGAGUGUACUCAUUGCAAACAAUUGAGUACGUUUGUCAAGACUUAGCACAUAUCUUUGCACACAGAUUCCGACUGUUUUACGUAUCUCCUGAUGACCCUCCCGGGAUAGCGAUUUUAAAACUCAACAUUCUUGGCUCCAUCUCGAACGACACAAAUUUCAAGUAUAUUUUUGAAGAGCUCAAAUACUAUGCGUUGCAUUCAAAGAGCAGAAUAGUGAAAAGGGGAUCAAUAAAAGCCAUGGCAAAAUGUUCACAGAUUUCACCAGAGUGGAGCGAAAGAAUUUUACAAUGGUGUUUGACGAAUAUCAAGGUCUUGGGGGGUGAGUCUCUUUCGGAAAUCUUAACCGUUGUUCGCUUUAUAAUCCAGCAAAAGUGUGCUGCAUCUGGCGACAAAGAAAAGCAUGAAAUUAUGAAUGUACUUCACAAAUUGGCUUUCUAUUUGAUUGAUGACGGACAAAAUUUGGAAAAUAAUGCGAAGGCGUCUAUUAUAUGGACAAUUGGAGAGUAUACAGGUCUUGCUGAAAACUCCAUUGGACCUGAUGCGUUGAGGAUGUCCUUGAAAUCAUUUGCCACGCAAGCAGCAUGUGUUAGAUAUCAAUUAUUGGUAUUGGCAUGUAAAAUAGUUGUCUAUAAUAUGAACAGAUUACUAAGCGAGCAUGGUGACUCUAAUGAGGACAAGCAAACGGUGAACUUAAAAUUACAAGAAACAAUCGAAUUCAGAAUGUUCCAAUAUGUUUUACAUUUGGCCAAGUAUGAUCCUUCGUACGAUACGAGGGAUCGAGCUAGAAUGUUUAGUGUAUUGUUGAAUUCAGGUAUUGACAGGGCACCAUUGGCGUCCUUGAUUCUACAAGUUCCCAAACCAACUCCAUUGGUCAAUGAUAGGGCCAUUGGCUUUGAUGAAGAAUUCAAAGCUUUGAAGUUGUAUUUCCAGGUUACUGAAUGGUCAACAGACAUUUCUCAGUUACCCUCAUCUUCUAUCAGAAAGGAAGCUCCAAUACAGUACAAUAAAUUGUCGAACGCAUCGAGUGUUUUUUCUGAGCGAUCAAAGUCGCCAAGUCCUGUUAACACACAGUCAUUCUCCUCCAACCAGUUCAGCAAAGGCGGUGUGAGUCAAUCGGAGCAAAUAGCAAAGACAUAUCAGCUACAAAGCUUGGAUGAAUUUUUUGGAAGUGAUGAAGAAUCGAGUGAAGAGGAAGAAGAAGUGAGCGAAGCGGAGGAGGAGGAUUUUGAUGGUGAUGAUGAUGAUGAUGAUGAUGAUGAUGAUGAUAAUGAAGGCGAUGCAUGCGAAAGUGAUGAAAGUGAAGAGGAGUCAAGCGAGAAUGAUUCAAUUCAGUCAUAA
Lodderomyces parapsilosis is the source of this 2304-nucleotide messenger RNA. RefSeq lists its product as uncharacterized. The transcript has a single exon. The coding region runs from base 1 to 2304 and encodes 767 amino acids. Gene Ontology annotation, biological process: vesicle-mediated transport; intracellular protein transport. NCBI's taxonomy places the organism in Eukaryota, Fungi, Ascomycota, Pichiomycetes, Serinales, Debaryomycetaceae. Gene Ontology annotation, cellular component: membrane coat. The record is from RefSeq and is a predicted model, not a curated record.